UAGAUUCCAAAGUGGGCCCAACCCCAGCAUUUCCUGCCGAAACAAAUAAAUAUCCUCAACUUUCCCCUUUCAAUUUUAACAUAUUUCCUCCUCUGCCACCGACUCAACAACUCGACCAACCUUCAAACAGGCAGGAGAUUUGAUUCAUUUAAACACACAAAAACAACGGCAGAGCCCAUGGAGAUUUCUUCUUUAUCGCAAUCUCUCAAUCUUUGCAGCCGAAUAAAUGAGAUCUCGGAGAUUCAUAGUAGCAAUAAAAAUGAGGUUGAGAGUGAAGCUCUCUCUUCGGAUUCCAAGAAGUUGCUCAAAGAUUGCACUUCUCAUUUCGAGAGUAAAGUGAAGCAAAUUGUUGAAGAGUAUUCUGACUUGGGUUUCUUAGGAAUUGAAGAUUUAAAUAAAUACUUAGCACACUUGAAAGAGGCGCUUAAUCAAGUAGAGGCUGAAAGUACCCAGAUUUCUAAGGAAAUUGAGGAUCUUUCAAGAAAUCAUAUUGAAGAAACAAAUAUACUGGAAGGCAAUCUUGACGGCUUGAAGUGUGCAUUGGAUUCUAUUGCAUCUCAGGGUCUGGAGACAGUAGAGAGGACCCCUGCUAUAAAAAUCAAUUGA
Molecule: messenger RNA, 606 nt
Organism: Durio zibethinus
Lineage: Eukaryota; Viridiplantae; Streptophyta; Magnoliopsida; Malvales; Malvaceae
Source: RefSeq, a predicted model, not a curated record